AUGGGAGCCGCCAAAAAGCGAGUGGCUGUAAUCGGCGCCGGACCGGCGGGAUUGAUCACGAUCGAUGCGCUAGCGCAGGAGAAGGCAUUCGACGUGAUCCGGGUCUUUGAGCGGCGCGAAGGGCCCGGUGGAUGCUGGAUCGCAGAGGGAACGAAGCCUACCCCGUUGCUCUCGAACUUCGAUGCGCUGGCGGCGCGGACGGCCGAUCCGCCCAUCUCCGUCCCGGAGAACCUCCCGGCAUAUUCGGACAAGGAGCCGCAGCCGCGGUUCAGCGAGUCCUCCGUGUACCCUUACCUGGAGACUAAUGUUGACGAUGUCGCCAUGUCGUUCUCACAGGAGCCCAUCCCGGCUGUGCUCAGCGAGUGGUCCAAAAGCAGGCACGGGGUAGACACGCCGUUCAGGCAUUGGACGGUGAUUCGGGACUAUUUGCAGAGCCUAGCUGAGCGCCGGGGCUACCAGGACCUUGUGUCGUAUAAUACGACCGUGGAGAAGGCAGAGAAGGUUGGGGCAGAGUGGAAAAUCACGCUGCGGAAGGAGGCCGAGGCGAAGGAUUAUUGGUGGGUCGAGUGGUUUGAUGCCGUGGUUGUCGCAAGUGGGCACUACUCAGUCCCCUAUAUACCUCGGAUUCCAGGCCUGGAAGAGUUCGCGGCGGCUAGGCCCGGCAGUGUGAUUCACAGUAAACAUUUCAGAGGAAGAGACGCAUUUCGCGGAAAGCGUGUGAUUACAGUCGGUGCGUCCGUUUCGAGCGCUGAUAUUGCAUUUGACCUGGUCAACACUGCCCAGUUGCCUGUCUAUUCAGUCGUAGUCGGGCGCAAUUUCAAUGGGUAUUUUGGCGAUGUCGCGUUCAACAACCCAGGCAUCGACAAGCGUCCGACAAUAUCACGGAUUGACGCUUCGACUCGCACAGUCCACUUCGAGGAUGGUACGUCGGUUCCAGAUGUGGACCACUUGAUUUUUGGGACGGGCUUCUCCUGGACCCUUCCAUUUCUGCCUGGAGUUGAGAUAAGGAACAAUCGGGUUCCGAACCUCUACCAACACGUCGUGUAUCAAAAGGACCCCAGUUUACUAUUUGUCGGGGCCGUGGGCGCUGGCCUGACGUUCAAGAUCUUCGAAUGGCAGGCCGUGUUAGCGGCGCGGGUGUUGGCCGGCAGGGCAAAGCUGCCUCCGGUAGAAGAACAAGAGAAGUGGGAAAUAGAGAGGAUCAAAGCGAAGGGCGAUGGGCCUAAGUUCACGAUGGUCUAUCCUGAUUUUGAAGCGUAUUUCGAGGGGUUGCGUCAAAUGGCCGGCCCAGGCGAGGAUGGGCUGGGUCGGCAGCUGCCUCCGUUCGAUCAAAGCUGGUAUGACAGGUUUAUGGCCGGGCACGAACUACGCAAGAAGAUGUGGAGGAGGAUCAAUGCGGAGGCCGAGUCGUCAGCUCAACCAGCUUCGGUAACCAAGCAUGAACCAAGUGUUGUGGUUGCCGAUGCCAAGCUUUAA
Neoarthrinium moseri is the source of this 1476-nucleotide messenger RNA. RefSeq lists its product as uncharacterized. Bases 1 to 1476 code for a protein of 491 amino acids. Gene Ontology annotation, molecular function: NADP binding; flavin adenine dinucleotide binding; N,N-dimethylaniline monooxygenase activity. The transcript is spliced from 3 exons. The record is from RefSeq and is a predicted model, not a curated record. NCBI's taxonomy places the organism in Eukaryota, Fungi, Ascomycota, Sordariomycetes, Amphisphaeriales, Apiosporaceae.